AUGAGCACCUUGACUCUUCGAUUGCACCCUCAUCUCCUUGUGCGCACAAUACCUGGUCAAACACGCUCCUCUAGCGCUCUCCUCUCUCUUCAUAAUCUUUCUCGUCAUGCCACACUCUUUCGGUCUCCGCAUACACCUUUGCAGCGCGGAGGGCUGAGGUCCUCUUGCCGUCAUUCUGGAUCACUCGCGGACGCUACUCCCGCACCAACACCAACAACAUGGGUAGACCGGCUGCCAAAACCCGUCCGGCCAUAUCUCUAUCUCACGCGGAUUGACAAGCCCAUCGGAACACUUUUGUUGUUCUACCCUUGCACAUGGUCCAUCAACAUGGCCUCGUAUGCCCUGCACACACCGUUGACGGUGCCGCUCACGUACCUGAGCCUAUUUGGACUUGGUGCUUUGGUCAUGCGAGGAGCCGGGUGUACCAUCAACGAUAUGUGGGACCGGGACCUGGAUAAAGGUGUCGAGAGGACAAAGGCCCGGCCGCUCGCUGCUGGGGAGAUCACGCCUACUCAGGCAUUUGGCUUUCUGGGUGUACAACUAACAGCUGGGCUGGGAGUACUCACCCAGCUCAACUGGUAUAGUAUCCUCCUGGGGGCGUCAUCUCUGUCUGUUGUCACCAUCUAUCCGUUCAUGAAGCGCAUCACGCACUGGCCGCAAGCCGUAUUGGGACUUGCAUUCAACUGGGGUGCCCUCUUGGGCUGGUCGGCCGUUGCUGGGGUGACAAAUUGGAGCGUAUGUCUCCCUCUUUACGCCGGCGGCAUUUGUUGGACUUUGGUCUACGACACUGUCUACGCUCACCAGGAUAAAAGAGAUGAUGUCAAGAUGGGCAUACGCUCUACCGCCUUGCUGUUUGGCGAGCGCACCCGGCCCGUCUUGGCUGUCCUGUCUGCGUCUUCGAUGUCCUUCAUCACAUAUGCGGGAUAUAUGAACGGCCAGAGUGCGCUGUUCUAUGGCGGAGCAGCUCUUGCGGCCGUGCAGCUGGCACGCGUUGUGUGGCGGACGGAUUUCAACAGUCGCCCUAGUUGCUGGAAGGGCUUCGUGGGCUGUGGAUGGUCAGGGUUCUGGAUCUGGAUGGGCACCCUCGCGGAUUUCCUUUACAUGUGGGCAUACAUGUCAUAA
Messenger RNA from Epithele typhae, 1122 nucleotides. Its product is annotated as 4-hydroxybenzoate polyprenyl transferase. Bases 1 to 1122 code for a protein of 373 amino acids. The transcript has 6 exons. Gene Ontology annotation, cellular component: mitochondrial inner membrane. Gene Ontology annotation, biological process: ubiquinone biosynthetic process. Gene Ontology annotation, molecular function: 4-hydroxybenzoate polyprenyltransferase activity. The record is from RefSeq and is a predicted model, not a curated record. NCBI's taxonomy places the organism in Eukaryota, Fungi, Basidiomycota, Agaricomycetes, Polyporales, Epitheliaceae.